CCUAGUAAUGCAGAAGUUGCAAAAAAUAUCAGUCAAAUCAAGCAGAAAGCUCGUAUAACAAGAGAUAAACCUGUACAAAUCAUUCAAGAUAUUACUGUUAAUAUAUCACAAGAGUAUUAUCCCUACAUGCCAUCUUCUAAUGCUCUUCGUUCAAUAAUUAAACGUGUCAAAAGAGCAGAAAUGCCUGCUGAACCACAAACCAUUGAAGAAGUUAAUAUUCCAGAUUCACUUCGUUUAACAUUAAAUGGCGAUACUUUCUUAAUAAGGGACUGUGUAAUUGCUGAUGAUAGAGAAAACUGCUCAGUAAUGGAUUAUUUGCGAGGGAUUGCUCAUAAUCUUGCAAUAUAG
This is a messenger RNA of Funneliformis geosporum, 348 nucleotides long. NCBI's taxonomy places the organism in Eukaryota, Fungi, Glomeromycota, Glomeromycetes, Glomerales, Glomeraceae. The record is from the annotation of a GenBank genome assembly.